AACGUGUACUAUAUUGCAUCGCGAACUGUCAAAACAAAACCAGCAAAUAAAAAUUUUGUUUGCGUUGUUUAUCUGGCAUCAAGUGGAUGUAAAAUUACAAGUUCUCCACGUAAACGCAAUGAAUUCGGUGAAAGAAAACAUUGCCAAGUACGCCGCCGGCAAUCAGGAGGACAACUUCUGCCGGCUUUGCUUCGUGAAGGCGUUCAAGCUGCGCAGCGUGUUCCCUUACGGGGAUGACCCGAACAGUGAGCUGUUUCGACAGAUCACCAGCUUGGCCCUGGUGAAGUUGAACCCCGCAGAGGAACCGGACUGUUGCGUUUGUUCGCGCUGCGUCGCACUGCUGGAUGAGUUCAGCAAGUGGCAACUGCAAACCGUCGAGUACAACCUGCUGCUGGUUGAGGCCCGCGGCGGAAAAACGAAGGCUCCUCAAAAGGAGGACAUUGAGCUGCUGAUAGAGUUGAAUCAGCCGAAGCUGGAGAAGCAAGAAAGUGAGGAUGAUGUUGAUCCGUUUUUGGCAGCAAUCGAAAGUGAAUCUGGAAGUGAGCAGGACACCAGCAAGCGACCACAGCGACGGUCAGUCCGUCCGGCCAGGUUUUCCUCGGGAGCAUCGCCGCCGAAAAAGCGCACGAAAGGUCGCAAAGCGGCGAAACAAGAAAAAGAUGAAUCGGAGGAAGAGAAAACCAUGAUUGUGGCAACGCCAUUAACAGUUAAGAUUAACAAGGGUCGCAAGGCGACUAAAGUGAUCCCUUCAGAGUCGGAGCCCGAGUUCGAAGAAGAUGCUGUCGAUUCCGAUGCGAGCUUUAAGCCGUCACCUCCGAACCGUAGACGAAGCAACCCUACAGGGACUGCGCUGAACAGAUCCACUUCCGGGAAGCGACGUAAGACAAAAAAAGAUCAGGACGAUUCGUUAGAGCACCGCGGUUCGUUGACCGUCCACAGUGCCACAGACUUCCAGGUGUACAACGCCGGUCACGGCACCGUCAACAUAUCGUUCCGCGGUUUUCGGUACUUCAAGUUCCGCCACUAUCGCAGCCGCAGUGCGGAUGAAGUUCAUUACGGUUGGCAGUGCAUCGAGCAUGAUUGCAGCGCUCAGAUUUACACUCGGAGUGUGAUCAAGGGAAGCAUCUUCUGGAAGAACAGAUUCAUGAAACACAACCACCGAGAGAACUAUGAGAAGCUGGUGGCGGUGAAGAUUGGAAGUAUUGCCGAGGAAGAGCAACGCCUGUACAGUGAGGAUCUUCCCGAGCGGGAAGUGCUGCAAGCGGGCCGUCGCCGACACUGCUACAGCUUGGAGAAGCUGCCUUCCGGAGAGGAGAUCCUGCUGUACGGAGAUCACAAGCACCAUCAGUUGGUGGAGAAGGCCGACGGAACGCGCGUAUUUGGCUGCAUCGUGACGACGUGCCGCGCGAUCGUCUUCUACCCACCGCCGGAAUCGGGCCAAAAGAUCCGGCUGUAUAGCGGCAGCACCAUUUCGCCGGAGGAAUCGUUCGACAUUUCGUACCGCAAAACGCAGCAGGUGAUUCACUACGAGGGCCACUAUUACGUGUACAGCGGCAGGAAGAUUGACGGCAAGUGUCUGCUGUGGCACUGCUAUUUGCGCAAGCAGCAUAACUGUCCCACGUUGAUUUACGUGGCGGACGGUGAUUUGGUGGUGGCGAACCGGCAGCAGGUUAAGUUUGCCCACAGCCACGGAGUUGGGGAGUACAAGCUGGAGGAAGGGCUGACGAUCGUCGAGGGAAGAAAGGGCACGUUGCCGGUGGAGUCGUUUGAGUACGACAUUGGAAGGAAUGCGCUGGGGACGGACUUUAUCCUGUUUGAGGGGUUGCGGUACACGGUGAUGAACACCAAAGUGGACGGAACGAAGGCCUGUCGGUGUUUGGAGGAGCAUUGUGGAGCUUAUGUGUAUUUGACACCCGGUGGGAUGCUGGUCAAGUUUACUAGCGUCAACGAGCACACUCACCUGCUGCCGGACAAGGCGAGACCGCUGGAGGACUUUGAUUACGUGAUUCAGACGAAGGUUGUCGAGCGGCACGCGUCCAUCUUCAAGUGGUACCAAAACUACGAGUACAAACGGCAGUCCCGGCGGGACAACCAGACGAUUUACUAUCGCUGCGUUGAGAACUCAAACGGCUGCAUGGGUACGUUAACGGCAAAUGCGGACUUUAGUUCCGUGCGGGUGAACCCGGAACAGCACAACCAUGGUCCGGUGAAGCCGGAAAAAGAACGCCACCAAGUGAUGCUGGAAGACGACGGAACGACCGACUUCAAGAUGGACCUGAACGGCGACGGCAGCGAAGUGCUCAAGUAUAAAGGUUCCCGCUAUUGUCACUUUUACAACCACAAGUACGGGUGGCGCGUUUGGCGCUGCUUCCAGUCCGCGCGGUGUCGGGCCACGCUGUACCAGAACCGGGCAGACGGGAGGGUCUUUGAUGCGGACCGGUUCGAGCACAGACACGACGGACCAAGGCGGUUCGUCGAUGUGGAUGGCGACGGGGGGACGGCAUCGGCGGUGAAGGAGGAGAAGCGCAGCUACAGCGAUUCCGACAGUCGGGAAAGUGCCGAUUGGUUUUAGAUUGAAAGCUGUACGUUGAGGGGAACCAAUAAAGUUGAUUAAAAACAAAUA
Culex quinquefasciatus (southern house mosquito) is the source of this 2623-nucleotide messenger RNA. RefSeq lists its product as uncharacterized. Gene Ontology annotation, cellular component: nucleus. NCBI's taxonomy places the organism in Eukaryota, Metazoa, Arthropoda, Insecta, Diptera, Culicidae. The record is from RefSeq and is a predicted model, not a curated record. Gene Ontology annotation, molecular function: zinc ion binding.